AAGGACUUUUUUAUUGACGUAGAUGGGAGCUGAUGUGAUCUUUGCCCGGAGUUGAUUGCUAUAGACGUUUCAAGACGACAGUAUGCACACGAGGAUUUACCCCUACUUUAGAGGUGCCACAGAAUAAUUGGACCUGUGCAUAACAGACGAAAGACACGCGUGACCGCUGAGCACUCUCUUGGACUGUUGCCGAUUUUCAGUCGUCAAGAUGAUGGGACGUGGAGCCCUGGCGGGGGCAAAAUUAGCCAGCGAGAGAAGAAAACGGACCCUGAAACUACAAAAGGAAGCACUACAGAAGGCGAGCCAUUUUGUCCCUAAACCACCUCAGAUCAUGGUGAUCAAGGGCAGGAUCAACCUCCUAUCGUUGUCGACAGUCGUUAUUGUGAUGGGAUUCUUUGUCUUCGCCAUUGGUGUGGUUAUAUCCAUGUUUGCGUACGAGUAUGUACAAGUAUCUAUCGGCAACAAUAACAGCAGCUCUUCUAGCACCAUGGACGGGGACAUUGGCCUGGCUUUCCUCGCACACAGCGACUUUCAGCGGACGUUUCAGCUGACUGGUCCGCUGAUUCUUGGGCUCGGAGUGUUCACCAUGUUAUGUGGCAUUACUGCGUUACUAGAAGACCGGGACAAGAAAACGAAACGAAUCAUCAUUCGCGAACCAAGUGAGGAGUUGAAGCCAGGUUCGUCACCAGGUAUAGGACCGAUCUCAGGAACAUCACAGUACCGGGGGUAUACCGUUUCUCCGCAGGAGUGCAGACCGGGAGCCAUGUUGUCACCCCGCACGGUUGGCUCGUGUCCCGACCUGCGCUACCAGCCCAGCUCUCCGGUCCACCUGAACCCAUCCCGCGGCUACAUGCAGGCCAUGCCUUCCCCUGUACCGGUGCGAGAUCUGUACAGGUUUCAGCCUGUAGACUGUGAGGGAGAAACACUCACGCUGACUUGACCUAAUUUUCUACUACGGAACUGCUAAGAGAUCAAAGAAGGACAUGAAACGCCUACGCCAUUCUAAGAAGACGUUGGUGUAUUUGAAACGGAAGAUAUAUAGGCUCAGGGGAAAAUAGGAAGGGGCUGACUAGUUGUGACAAGGGACGUAAAAUUUUUGAUUUGAUGUGUUUUGACAUCGAUAUGAUAAAAAUGUUCUCCCCAAAUCUGCUGCAAGAGGAAAUUGUGGGGGUACAAUUAGUAGCAUUAAAUUGAUUUUGAAAAACUAAAUCAGUGUCCUGAUACAUGUCAGUUCUACACUAGUCCAUGGUAUUUCUUGGAUGAAUUCGACCAAUUAUUCAAAAGGGAAAAAAUCCCUACCUACGGCCUACCGAUCCAAUAAUUUUUAGCACCUUUAUCAGAAACAGAACGCUGAUAUACCUACGCUUUAUUUCCUUUGAUACCUGAGAAAUACACAGAAGUAAUAGCUGUAGUAUUGCACCAUGCAAUAGUAUUGUACCAGGCAAUAACUCUGUAAGUCGAGAUCUAGAGGUGUCCAUAAGCAUACUGAAAGGACGGUCAUUGAUCUACAUGUAACUUCAUGUGACAAGAAAUCUUAACCAUGUUUUGAGUGUCAAGCAUAGCAGUUGUGUGGACUUUAGAAACGAGCUUACUGAAUCGUGAAACUAUUUGUAAAUUCUUCAGGCCCUAGGAAUAAGCAAUGACUUUGAUUCUACUGCACUAGUACAGAUACCAGCCUAUAUGUCACCUGCCAUCGCUAAUACAGGGAUUACCCAGUAGAGUAAGAUGUUCUAUGCUGCAAGCAAAUUUGUCAUUAUAGACUUCUGAUUCAUUCCCGUUCCGAUAACGGCUAAGAAUAGAUUAAAGUUCCUCUGCAAUUUGUCAUCUCUGAGCUUAGUGCUCUUUAAAAGGUAAGAACGAUCGCUUUUCGUGGUAACAUUUUAUUUCUAGAAUGUCUGAGUCGUUUCAGAGAUUUCAGCGUCAUCCUCUUUGGAGGGAACAGUGAGAGAUUUAAGGAAUUGAAUUAAUUAGAUUCGAUUAGAUUGUCAUAAAUUGAGUAUUGCUUUCAUUAAGUAGACGGUCCAUCAUGUAAUGCGAGGGUCACAUUCCUAACCCGGGCCCGAUCGGGCUGUUUGCGGGCACACAAAAGUAGCCUGGUAGCCAGCCGUAUUAUAGCUGCCGAG
Messenger RNA from Branchiostoma floridae (Florida lancelet), 2123 nucleotides. Its product is annotated as transmembrane protein 200B-like. The record is from RefSeq and is a predicted model, not a curated record. NCBI's taxonomy places the organism in Eukaryota, Metazoa, Chordata, Leptocardii, Amphioxiformes, Branchiostomatidae. Bases 209 to 940 code for a protein of 243 amino acids. The transcript has a single exon.